AUGUUGCAUGCCUUGUCCACUGCUGCCCUGGAACGCGCGCAAACACGAGACUCGCGAGAGGGUGGCUGUGGCUUAGAAUUUGGAGCGACAAGCCAUACGGCCACGCAGAGCUUGAGCGAUUUGACGGAUUCCGAUUCUGAAGAGGAGGAAGAGAUCACAUGCUGCUUUCGCCUGGGCCUUUGCAUCGGGUACGUGAUCCCCUCCUGGGGGCAUCUCAGUAUUGCCAAUGUGGGUCGGUCUUGGGCAGCCGGGGCAUUCGCACUUUGGCACUGCUAUGUCUUUUUGUCGUCUGCUGUCUUGAUAUAUGUCAACUGCACUGCUGCAUUAUUGAGAUGCUACAUCCAGUGGUUCUCGCAAGUUAGCAUGGCCUACGGAUUUGAGGGCAUUUGUUGCUUUGUCUCCACAACCACCGUUCUGGGCUUCCUUGGCGUUGCACUGAGAAGCUACUUGUUAAUUUCUACCACCAGUGACCUGCUCCGCUUUGCCUACUUGCUGUGCAAGGACGCAUGGAGACCUGAUGCCUUCGAAGCCUAUCGGAGGCUUUUGGUAGGCGAUGCCUGGAGAGAAUUGGAGGCUGGAGAAUUCUACACCCAUAGCUGGUCUGUUAGCCUGGGCCGCUGGCAGCGCACAUUUGAUGUGAUCUUCCAAUGCCUUCUGCAUUUUUCCUUGGAUAUAGUGCCCAUUUGCACUCUGGUUGGUUGCAUCUUCAUGACCCACCUGAGCGAGAUCUCCUUCUGUGAGCUUUGCUUCUUCAUCGGACUUUUCCACAUUCUGGCUUUUUACUUUCUUUGGCUCGUAGGCGAAGUCUCCCUCAAGGUCUUCAAUCUCCGCCAUGCCUGGCAGGUGGCUCGUGGCAGGGGCACUCGACAUUCACGGCCAAUUGUGGAUACCUGGGACAUUUGGGUGUCACCAAGCGACCUGCCUAUUGAAGCCCCCUUCCCGACUUUCCCGACUGAGAAGCGAUCGAUUUGCGUUUUUUGCUGCACCAUCUUUCACUGGCUGGAGUACCUUAUGCCAUCAGUUCUGGGUUUGGUGACCUUCAUUGUAGGCUUGAUUGUGCAUCAUCUCCAUCUUGCAAUUCUAGGUGCAGGGUUUGGAUUGGCCGCCUUCAUCAUGUUGCUGGUCUCCUUGCAGAAGCCUACGGAACUUAGCGAGUCUGAAGCUACGGAUUUUGAAGAGCAGAAGCUGUGCAGACGGCCCGUUGUGCCAGCCUUCAUCUACCGUGUCCUGCUCUAUCCGGAUGCCUUACAGUACUGGGGUGAGCGGUGGUGUCGCUUAAGUUUCCUUCAGCAGAAGAGACAGCGGUUUUUCUUUACCCUGACGCUCACUCUGUCAUCAAUUGUUUUCGCAGCUUUUAGAUUUACUGGCCUCUCAGUGGCCUGCGUGUUUGUAGUGCUGAUCAAUUUUCUUCGGCUGCUCUGGAUGCGGGUCGAGGGGCCAAUUGGUUGGCUUUGGGCAAUUUUGGAAGCCGUGGUGGAGUUCAUUGUGUUGAGCUACGUCAUCAUAGCGACCGCCCGAAACAAGUUUCAAGACGCAGCGAUUGUUUUGCUCUUGUCGCUGAUGCGUCAGUUUGGCUUUCAACGAGAGAUCUGCGCAGGCGAGCGGGUGCGACUCGCUACUAUGAUGGUCUUGGGAAUCACCAACGUGCUCUUUCUCAUUCUGGUGUGCUUUGCCGUGACAAGCUUUUGGGAGGAUGAGGAUUGGAGUGCUUUUGGCCAUGCCAUGAACGAGACCAAGUUUUAUGCAAUUCCCACUUAUUCUUCCAAUCAGUCUUACACUCCUCUACCUCUUUGUCGGCUCCGCUUCCCGAUUGGCACCGAGCUUGAAACACCAGAGCAAAGUUCUCUGAGCUUGGCUGAUUUUGGUUUGAUGGCUUCGCUGACCUACGAGCCGUCCUCUCGGGUUCGAGAGGGAUUGAGGCACUACUUUCCAAAAUGGCGUUUAGAGACAAAACCAGAGAGUGCGAGGUACAUCGACUGGGUCCGUUUCUUGAUGCUUACCUCUGAAGACAACAGCACUACGGUGAUCGCUGUGCGCGGCACGUUGGACUUCUUGGAUGCACUGCAAGAUGUGUCUUUGUGGCUGGUCCCCGCCCUUAUGCAGACCCUCGACUUUGUCGGCCCAGACAUCUCAUCUGGAGCUUGGGGAGAGAGCGUCGCAGAGCUCUCCACCCUUGUUCCAUUGUCAAUGAUCUCGGCUGAGAGGUCAUUCUCCUCAGUACUGGCAGCAACUGAGUUCAUGAUGAAAGCAUUUCCAGAAAGACUUUUUUAUAUUACUGGGCACUCAUUGGGUGGUGGUGUGGCGAAAUUGGUUUCGCUGAAGCUGAGUGCCACCGAAACAACCACCAUUGCCUUCUCAGCCCCCGGCAUUCGCCAUGCUGCACGGGUCCUCUUCGGGGAGUGGGCGCCACAGCCCAAGGCUUUGGACCGUGGCAACUCGCACGGCUUUGCGCGGAGGCUUUUUCGACUCUUGACGAGAGACCUCCAUAAGAAGCUCAAUCAGGACUCCCUGUCGACCAUCACAGUCAAGCCGGAGCAUGACAUCAUCUCUCGCAUUGAUUUGGACCGUGGCAAUGCCAUAGUGACACCCUGUGAUGAAAGAGCCUACCGCUGUCACAGCGCGAUGUUGCGAUCCUUGUCCCAUGCCGCUAUCGAGCACGCGCACACGAGAGAUUCUGCCUGGACAGACCCCCAUACUGGCAUCUCCGGCAUCUCAAGCUUGGCCGAUGAGAUCGACGAGUUUGAUGAAUCGGAUGCAGAGGAAGAGAAGAUGACCUGCUGCUUCCGCAUAGGCCUGUGUAUCGGCUACAUGAUCCCGACCUGGGGACAUCUCAGUAUAGCCAACGUGGGCCGAUCGUGGGCAGCAGGGGCAUGUGCACUUUGGCAUUGCUACAUGUUUUUCUCAGCUGCUUUGCUCAUCUUCUACAACUGCGCUGCCACUUUCUUGCGGUGCUACAUCCAGUGGUUUUCAGGCAUCAGCCUUCAUUUGAUGUCCUGGCGGAUUUGCUGCCACUUCGUCUAUGAGACAUUCCUGCACUUCUUUGGAACCCUCGUGAGGUGCUACAUUGUCCUGACUGUUGGGAGCGAUGUGCUCCGCUUUGCCUACUUGCUGUGCAAGGACGCAUGGAGACCUGAUGCCUUCGAAGCCUAUCGGAGGCUUUUGGUAGGCGAUGCCUGGAGAGAAUUGGAGGCUGGAGAAUUCUACACCCAUAGCUGGUCUGUUAGCCUGGGCCGCUGGCAGCGCACAUUUGAUGUGAUCUUCCAAUGCCUUCUGCAUUUUUCCUUGGAUAUAGCACCGCUUUGCUUACUGGUUGCAUGCAUGCUUAGCAAUGAUAUCACCCGAGUUUUCGUUUGCAAAGUAUGUUUGGCCAUUGGUGGCUUUCACGUCCUUGUCUUCUACUUUCUUUGGCUUGGCGGCGAAGUCUAUCUCAAAGUCAUGAGCUUUGCGCGUGCCUGGAAGAUGGCUCGUGGGGGUACUCGUCCACCACGGAUCGCGAUGCCCAUGAUGCCGGACACGGGGAGCCUGUGGAUGACGCCGGAGGGCAUGCAAUUUGCCUCCACCGAGAAACGAUCUUCAGCUUUUCACAACAAGUUUUCGUUUGUUUGGGAGACUAGAAUGCCAAAGGGUGCCCAAGAUGUUUUUCCAGCAUCCAAGAAGCAGGAUCGAUCUGCAAACAAUCUAGUCAUCGUGGGGUGCACUUUUGCGGGGCUGGCGCUCUUGAUUAUGGUGAUGACGUGGAGGAAUCCAAACAAUGAUGAGGAAGAGCAGGCCUGCAAGGAUCGUGUGCCGGCAUUCGUGCUUCGAGCCUUCACUUACCCAGAGGCUCUGCAAGAUUGGGGAGAGAAGUGGUGCCGCCUGGGUUACACCGCACAAAAGCGACAGCGCUACUCCUUUUUGAUUAUGCUGGCCGUGUCUGGGACCGUUUUUGGGGCAUUUAGAUUUGCUUUUCUCUCACUGGCUUGCUUGUUCCUGGUCCUUGUGGCGUUCUUUCGGCUGCUUUGGAUGCGGGUGGAAGGCCCUGCUGGUUGGCUGUGGGCUUUUCUGGAAGCUUUUGUGGAGUUCAUACUUCUGAACUAUGUGAUCAUAGCUACCGCCAAAGACAAAUUUCAAGAUGCAGCAGUCAUUUUCCUUCUGUCGCUGAUGCGCCAAUUCGGCUUUCAAAGGGAGGUGGUUGGAGGCGAGCGAGUACGAAUUGCCGCCAUGAAUGUCCUUGGAAUCAUUCAUUUUCUCUUGGUGAUUCUUGUGUGCUUUGCCUUGGAAAGUUUCUGGGAAGAUUAUGAUUGGAGUGCUUUUGCACCGGUCAUGAGCGAAACCAAGUACUAUCCGAUUUCCCGAUACCCUUUGGAGUCUAAAACUCCGUUGCCUCUUUGCCUGCUGCGCUUUCCCAUGGGCACCAGCAAGCUGGGAGCUCCAGAAUCUACUCCACUGAGCCUUGGCGAUUUCGGUUUAAUGGCCUCGCUCACCUAUGAAACGAGUAGCCGCGCUCAACAGGCCCUAGAGCACUACUUCGCUGUCUCAGAAUGGCGGAUCGAAAGGAGGCCAGAGACCGACAUGGACUGGGUCCGAUUCCUGAUGUUCACAUCGUCUGACAAUAGUACAACUGUGAUCACCGUGCGUGGUACGAUGGACUUCUUGGAUGUUUUGCAGGAUGUAGCUUUGUGGUUGGUUCCUGCUCUCAUGCAAGCCAUGAACUUUGUCGGUCCUGAUGUGUCCUCUGGAGCAUGGGGUCAGGCCAUAUCAUCACUUUCUCGCCUCAUUCCUUUAUCGACUGUGAACACAGAGAGGUCGUUCUCGUCCGUGCUUGCUGCAACAGAGUUUAUGAUCAAAUCACACCCGGAGCGGCUUUUCUACUUGGCGGGGCACUCAUUGGGAGGUGGUGUGGCAAAAUUGGUGGCCCUGAAACUCAGUGCUGCAGGCUUGCAGAAAGGUGCUUACGCUGCUUCACCGCUGACUUUGGCGUUCUCUGCACCAGGAAUUGCCCACGCUGCACGUGUCAUGUUUGGGGAGUUGCCAAGGGCCCUUCAUGACAAGUUGGAAGAGGAUGAGAUGUCAACGCUAACUGUAAAGCCUAUGCAUGACAUCAUCUCUCGCAUCGACAUCGACCUCGGCAACUCCGUCGUUACACCUUGCGAAGGAAGAGCUUGGCAGUGUCACAGUAUCUAUCGGACUCUGUGGGGCAUCUUCAAGACGUGCGGCUCCAUGACGCAUCGGAAUCUGACGGUUCCCUGCGGUUGGUCGCCCGAGGCACCUUGCUAA
Durusdinium trenchii is the source of this 5256-nucleotide messenger RNA. The record is from the annotation of a GenBank genome assembly. NCBI's taxonomy places the organism in Eukaryota, Dinophyceae, Suessiales, Symbiodiniaceae.